Penicillium daleae is the source of this 711-nucleotide messenger RNA. RefSeq lists its product as uncharacterized. The record is from RefSeq and is a predicted model, not a curated record. The transcript has a single exon. NCBI's taxonomy places the organism in Eukaryota, Fungi, Ascomycota, Eurotiomycetes, Eurotiales, Aspergillaceae. Bases 1 to 711 code for a protein of 236 amino acids.
AUGGAAGUACCGGGCUGGUUCUCCGUUCUCCGCCCGGGGGGAACUCUGGACCUUCGACUGGUUUAUCUCGAACUCGUUGCCCACUCUCGUGAGGGAGGGACUACUGCCUCCCUGGUUCAACUAGUCCCGUCCGGGGCCUCGACCGACGAUUGUCCCUGCCUGACUAUUCUCGUCUCCAUUCGCUUUCCCCCUCCCUCCUCUCAUCCCUUCGUGAUCACUCUCCUUUCCUAUCUACCUUUUCACUACCUUCAACCACCCAUUAACCCCCCACCCACAACGACUAAUUCUCCUCCUCCUCCUCGUCUUCUCCUCUCCUCUCCUCUCUACCCGGAACCUUGCGCCACACUCCCAAGACCCACAUUCCAUCUCCUGUCGCGCCUCGAACCUCGACCUUGCCCUCGUGCGAUCCUCGACCGUCUCGCCCUUCACGCCACGACUCGCAUUCUGGUUCUCCCUCCCCGCUCGCCCAAACACGAUCCCAAUCCCAAUCCGUUCCGCGACUUUUUGGGCUCCGUCGACCUCCCACGCGCGUACCUAGCGGGGGUGACUCUCGACCCCCGGCUCUGCGCUUCGUCGCCGCGAAACAAUGUGGCCCGCGGGCUCUUGGUCAUAAUUCCCAUUCCGCUCUUUGGACCUGGGGAAUCUCUUGCGUGCCGUGGACACGGACACAUACCGUGGCGUUUGGAAUCGGACCGUGCCCUUGUACAGUAG